AUGCCUUGUAUAUAUAUUUGUGGUGAAUGUGGUGCUGAAAACGAAAUCAAACCAAAGGAACCAAUCAAGUGUAAAGAUUGUACCUAUCGUAUCAUGUACAAGAAGAGAACCGAUAGAAUGAUUCAAUUCGAAGCUAGAUAA
Molecule: messenger RNA, 141 nt
Organism: Heterostelium album PN500
Lineage: Eukaryota; Evosea; Eumycetozoa; Acytosteliales; Acytosteliaceae
Gene: rpb12
Product: Rpo12/RPC10 RNA polymerase subunit family protein
Exons: 3
Coding region: 1-141 (46 amino acids)
Biological process (GO): DNA-templated transcription
Cellular component (GO): RNA polymerase I complex; RNA polymerase III complex; RNA polymerase II, core complex
Molecular function (GO): DNA binding; DNA-directed RNA polymerase activity; zinc ion binding
Source: RefSeq, a predicted model, not a curated record